AGUAUAUAUAUAAGAGAGGGAGGACAGAAGGGCGAGACUUCAGUUCAUCUUGUGACGUGGUUAAAAUGAGCAUUAUCGAAGAGGGACUGAGAUACCACCACCAUCACCACCUCAACCACCACCACCACCACCACCACCACAACAACAACAACAACAACAACAACAAUUUGAAUCCUAUCUUGUUCUAUACGUGAUUGGAACCUUACUUUGUCUGUCUUUGGUUCAUUGGCUUGACAUAAUGGAGGAGGAAGAGGAAGAGAGAGGAGGAGGAGGAGGAGGAGGAGGAGGAGGAGGAGGAGGAGGAGGAGGAGGAGGAGGAGGAAAAGAUUCAUACAUAGAAAGAUUAAAAGGUGUGCUGGAAAAGAGCCCCCUGUGGAGUCUGCUAAGGGGAGCGGCGCCCCCUGUGCAGCCCCCGUGGGAAAGUGAAGGAAAAGUGGUACCAGCAGCCCCCGGGGAGUGGGUGCGGCCCCUGGGGAACAUGGAGGCGAUGAUGGCCUAUGGGGGAAGCCUCGGGUCCCUUAACACUGUGGUCGCGAUGUGGCUGUCCUCAACCCAGCCAGUGCCGAAAGAGACUAUCAGGGAGGCUGUGAGGAUGCUUGGAAGGAGGACAGGGAUACUACAACUGUGUGUGGCGCGGCGAUCUCUGCGGCCCUGGUUCAGAAGAGUCACCACAGAACACAUACCCUUCCAAGCCGAGACAGGAGACCCUCUGGAGACCUACACAAGAGCGUUAAAUGAACCCUACGACAUGGUGAAGGGUCCGUUGUGGCGCGUGAGACUGGUGACCGGGGAGAAAGUGAUGAAUGGUGCUCUUGGUGCUAAUGGUGGUGUUUGGUGUGGUGUGGUGAUGAUAUACCUACACCACUGCAUUACUGACGGUGUGACCAAUAUGCUGAUCUGCCAGGAUUUCAUAGACAUACUCAAUUCGCUCCUAACACCAGUUCCUAUGCCAACCCAGUCUCCCACAGUGCGCCCCGUCACCCCAGCACUGGCGGAUGACCUUUUAACACCCACUGACUACCUCAAAGCUGUUCCCUACCUUGUCACAAAGCUGGUCGGGAGGUUAAUCUUAUCAUACAACAGGAAACUCUACCUAAAUGGGGUUCUGCCGCAGCCUAGGACACCAGAGGCACAAACCCACGUCCUACAACGGCAUCUGACACAAACACAGACCGCUAGACUUGUGAGAACGUGCAAAGAGAGAGGCGUGACUGUGCAUAGCUGUGUGGUGGCUGCUGCAAACAUAGCCCUUCUGAGAGUCGCACAGAAACGCAGUAAGGGAGUGAAAACUGCGGCUUUUAACACAACGAACUGCGUGAAUCUGCGUCGCUAUUACCAUUAUGAUCAGAGAAAUGCUACCGGGUGUCACAUUGGCCUAGAGGAACAUGAACAGGUGGUGGAAGAGGAGGAUGGUGAGACUGAGGAAAGGUUUUGGCAGUUUGUGAAGGUUUUGCACGAUCGACUGAAGGCAAGCUUGGGUCCAGAGAGAAGGCCUGUGAGAAAUGGACCGCUUUUGAGACCGUGCUGUUUGGUGCUCUGGGCCAAUCACAAACUCACGGACCGGGGAAAGAAGAACAGAACAGACGCGCAUUUCAUGACAACGAACAUGGGUGACCUUCGUGACCUCUUCCCAGGGGUCACGAGGUCACGAGACGCGCAAGAGAGGUCACCGGUGGAGGCUGUACACAUUCUACGCUCCGUCAACGCACAAUAUGGCGGUCACCCGUUCACACUGACCUUCCACACGUAUAGAACAAGAUUGCUCCUUUCUGUAGAUUAUUUCACAAACAAGAUCGCUGACAAAGUUGCCCAAAAUUUCGUAGGAAGUUUUCAUAAUGUUUUGGAGAAUGUGUGUGAGUGGGCUGGUGGUGGUGGUGGUGGUGGUGGUGGUGGUGGUGGUGGUGAUGUGUAGGAGGAGGACUUAUGAGA
Molecule: messenger RNA, 1929 nt
Organism: Portunus trituberculatus (swimming crab)
Lineage: Eukaryota; Metazoa; Arthropoda; Malacostraca; Decapoda; Portunidae
Exons: 7
Coding region: 239-1912 (557 amino acids)
Source: RefSeq, a predicted model, not a curated record